CCCACAAUGCACCCGGACUAUCCGUUCCCACGUGACGUCGUUCGGUGUCCUGGGGAGGCUUCGCGGUGCCGAACAUCCCCAAAACACGCGAGUCAACCCCCCAGCAAAAGUCGGGUUCCCUUCAAUUCGGCGCCUCGAAGGGCGCCUUCGGAGUUGAGAGUCGGGGGUGGGAAAAGCGAGCGUGUCGCGUUUUCACACGGAACUCGUUGAGUGUGGCAACGACUGGCGAGAGCUUUGAGGUCAGCUGUCGACAUUUAAACGCUCCAAGCGCCGGCAGCGGGGCACCAUGUCGGAAAAGGGCCCCGGCGCGCGGGCGGCGCCGCCGCCGCGCUCGGAGGCGGAGCCUUCGGGAGGGGACCCGGAGGACGACGAGGACAAGGCGGGCUCGGACGAGGGCGAGCGGCGGCGGCCGUCGUCGGGGGGCCGCGUGUACGACCGCACCACCGUGCUCAUCGAGCGCGACCCCAUCCGGCUGGACGAGGAAGGCGAGGAGGAGGGCCAGUGCGGGGGCGACGACGACGGGGCGGCCUUCCUGACCGAAGGCGACGAGGAGGAGGAGGGCUCGCUGGCCUUCAUGGCCGACCCCGACGCCAUGGCGCAGGGCUACGUGCACCACACCAUCUCGCCGGACCAGAUCCAGUUCACCAUCAAUCCGGGCUCCACCCCCAUGCCGCGCAACAUCGAGGGCGCCACCCUCACGCUGCACUCGGAGUGUCCCGAGACCAGGCAGACCGAGGUCAAACGCUACCAGUGCAUGUUUGAAGGCUGCACCAGGACGUACAGCACGGCGGGGAACCUGCGCACGCACCAGAAGACCCACCGCGGCGAGUACACCUUUGUGUGCAACCAGCAAGGCUGCGGCAAGGCCUUCCUCACCUCGUACAGCCUGAAAAUCCACGUGCGCGUGCACACCAAGGAGAAGCCCUUCGAGUGCGACGUGCAGGGCUGCGAGAAGGCCUUCAACACCCUGUACAGGCUGAAAGCGCACCAGAGGCUCCACACGGGCAAAACCUUCAACUGCGAAUCGGAAGGCUGCAGCAAGUACUUCACCACUCUCAGCGACUUGAGGAAGCACAUUCGCACGCACACCGGAGAGAAGCCUUUCCGGUGCGACCACGACGGCUGCGGCAAAGCUUUUGCGGCAAGUCAUCACCUGAAAACGCACGUGCGCACCCACACAGGCGAGAAGCCCUUCAACUGUCCGAGCGACGGCUGCGAGAAGACCUUCAGCAGCCAGUACAGUUUGAAGAGUCACAUCCGCGCCCACGAUAAGGGAGCGCCCUUCGGCUUCGGCGUGGCCCUCGCUGGCCCGCUGUCCGAGGACGCCAAUCACUCGCUGUGCCUCAGCGACUUGAGUCUGAUCUCGACCGACUCGGACCUGCCGGAGCAACUGCGCAACGCGCAGAAUUUGGACGCCAACCAUCUGACCCCCGUGAGAAUCUUUGAGCUCAUGUUCCAGAGUCCCGAAGAUAGCGUGAGCCAAGAUGAGGCCCCCCCGGGCGAGGGUCUCGGCGAGCGCUUGGGGCCGGGGACCCCCGCCCCGCCCGCGGCGACCGAGGCUUCGUCUCUCGCCCCCUCGGCCGCGCCCGCCUCAUCUCUGCCCCCGGUGCCGGUCGCCGCCUCCGAGGGGCCGCCGGCUCAGGCUUGCGGGCGAGCGCCCGACCGGGCGGCCCCGCCGCCGGCCGCGGCUCAACCCGCGCCUUUGGCCGGUCACGUCGUCGCCGGCGACGGGGCCGCUGCCGGCGGGCCGACUCUGAACCCGGCGCCGCCCGGCCUGGUCAUGUCCGACCAGAACCUUCAGUGGAUCCUGAGCAGCGCCGCCAACGGCCAACUGAAUCCCCAACAAGCGGCGCCGGGCGGCCCGAAAGUGGAGAAGGUGUUUUUUACCACGGCCAUCCCGGUGGGCGGCGGCGCCGGCAGCUCGGUCCAGCAGAUCGGCCUGAGCCUGCCCGUCAUCAUCAUCAAGCAGGAGGAGUCGUGCCAGUGCCUUUGCGCCUGCAGGGACCAGGCGGCCGCGCGUCAGCGGCCGCCGGACGCGCCGCCUCCUCCUCCUCCUCCUCCUCCUCCUCCUCCUGCGGCCGCCGCCUGCUCUUCUCCGUGCUGCCUCCCCGCGUCUUCCUCCGAGGUGGGUGAGGUGGAGCCGCGCCCCGCCGGGACGACGUCAUCGCCGCCGCCGUCGGCGACGUCGUCGCACGGGCUCGCCAACAUGGACGUGUCGGACUUCCUCUCGAUGCAGAGCCCGGACAGCGCCGCCGACAUGGAGGCCCUGCUGCUCGUCGCCGACGACUUCAACAUGGCCACCGAGGGCCACCCUUAGACGCGCGCGCGCUUCGCACCUCCCCUACCUUGAGCGCGUCGUCCUCUCUGCGCCGCCGUCGGAGUCUUUUUGCGGCAGUUGACUGUUAAGCGACAACUGCGCUCCGAGAGACGUUUUGUUCCCUCUGCUUGAGGAAGCGUUGGUCAUAUUGCGACCGCAUCGGAGUCACGGAUGGCAUCCGAUGCGCUCGCGCCGUCUACACACUGAAAUUGCGAGCGUCGGCGGGGGCGGCCCUGGGAGCCGCCUCUAUUCAGUGAUGGAGACGGAGAGAUUGCUCCCCGUGCGAUCGUCACGGCCGGCCGCACUUGGCAAAUUGGGCGUCUGUCGCUCGGCUCCAAGUUAAAGCUCAUUUGGACUUGUCGCCCGUCCUUUAUUUAGGCCGUCCCCAACGAGGAAGAGCCUUUGAUUAAUUUAUUGCGCUCAGACGCAUUUCAGUUUGGGGGCUGUGCACGUUGCCGAACGACUUUUCCUCUCGGGGAAGGAGAAUGAGCGCGUCCUCUCCCGAAGCGCAGCCGUCGGCCUCCGUCGGCCUCCGUCGCCACAAGCGGAUCCUGACGCGCCUCCGCUCGGUGUCGGCCCGGCGUUCGGCCGCCCUCUCGGCGCCGCCGCUUUUUGCACCAGGCGGCCGGAACGGGGACGCUUUCAAAGCUUCGACUGUUCAGAGAUUUUCUAUGGAUGGCCCCCACAUCCAGCUGCUUGAGCACGGGUGACUUUAGCCCCCCCCCCCCCCCCAACCCCCAAGUGCAAGAAAUGAGCCUCGAGGCAGCUCGAUUUCCCGAGCGCCACGGCCAGCGUCGACGUGCGUCUUCCGCUCUCGACGGCGGUCCCGCACGCGCGCUCUCAACACUGAACCAUUCCAGAUAUGCAGUGCAGUAGAACGAGUCGGCUCCAAAAGCUAAAACGGACACGUCGCCAUCUUCGCCAUCUCCACGUACGAAGAAUCAGCUAUGCAAUUUUCAAGUCCGUUUUUCAGUGGCAUGCGUAACAGACGCCCGGACACCGCGUCUCCUUCCUUCCUUCCUUGGUGUCGUGUUUCGAGUAUUUUUAUAUGCAUCGCUUGAGUCGCAAACGGUCGGGAGAAGAGAGAGAGAAAAGUGCACAAAGAUGUACAAAGUCCCGUCCCCCUUUGGGAUUGAGGCGGACGCCCAAGCGUGGGAAGCGGGUUCGUUUCUUAGCCGCCCGCACUGAAGGACCACUCGAGUGAGCUCUUGAAAGAUGGAUUCCGUUUUAGGAAUGACUCGCUUUCAAACGACAAAUGCAGGCGCGGGUCUUUGGCCGGCGGGCCAAACGAACUCAGCGGCCCGCGAGCGUCGAUGCGGCUCUUCCCGGAUGGCCGCUGUCCCGCGCGUCUUCCGGGUCUCCCCGUUGCAACGCGCGCCUCCGGGAUCCGAGUUGGAAACGGAGGCUCGCGGCCCCGCCGUUUGCCUCCCGAUCGCAAGGAGACGCGUGACAAUCGUUUUUGACGCUGGUUUAUUCUCAUCCUCAUUUAACAAUUGCAUAGAAACAUUCCAGGAGGAAUUGGAAUUGGCUACGGCUUCCGAAGGGAUGCCUCGCCAGCCCCCGGCGUGCGAGAACGUGUCUUUUCAACGCCAAUGGAUCGGCUUGGACGUUUGCAUAUGCUCCAUAUCACAACUUUCUGUCAACUAAGAGCACUGUACUAAUAAAACGCAUUGCCUCAGGUC
Hippocampus zosterae (dwarf seahorse) is the source of this 3999-nucleotide messenger RNA. It is a transcript of the gene mtf1, whose product is annotated as metal-regulatory transcription factor 1. The transcript is spliced from 11 exons. The record is from RefSeq and is a predicted model, not a curated record. Gene Ontology annotation, cellular component: nucleus. The coding region runs from base 287 to 2317 and encodes 676 amino acids. NCBI's taxonomy places the organism in Eukaryota, Metazoa, Chordata, Actinopteri, Syngnathiformes, Syngnathidae. Gene Ontology annotation, biological process: regulation of transcription by RNA polymerase II.